GCGCCCCUCCUCGCCCGGCUUCCUGGCUGUCAAACACCAGCCCCAGCCCGGCUCAGGCCAGUGACCGAGACCAGCGGCCGCCGCACAGCUGGCACCACCAGGAAGACCACCCUUAAGACUGCACCGCGCGGAUUGGAGACUGGUGGAAUAUUUUGCAGCCUAAGGAUCCGGCUCAACUGCGGUGCCAAGAAUGCCUUCCUGUUCCCGCAUUCCACUGUGACCUUCCUGGAAUUUUUCAGUUGCAAAUCUGAACAGCCUAUUUUGCAUUGUGUGCCUAGGCUGUGGCUGGAAGUUUAAACUACACAGCUCAAGUUCGCAUCAGACUGGGAAGUGAACUCAUGCCAGUGGUUCAUGGCCCAGCAGAGGAAAAGGUGGUGCUGAGGGGCCACCGCCCAUGCUGCCCUGCUUCCAGCUGCUGCGCAUAGGCGGCGGCAGGGGCGGCGACCUCUACACCUUCCACCCACCCACCGGGGCUGGCUGCACCUAUCGCUUGGGCUGCAGGGCUGACCUGUGCGAUGUGGCCCUGCGGCCCCAGCAGGAACCCGGCCUCAUCUCUGGGAUCCAUGCCGAGCUACAUGCGGAGCCCCGGGGCGAUGACUGGAGGGUCAGCCUGGAGGACCACAGCAGCCAAGGGACUUUGGUCAAUAAUAUCCGACUCCCAAGGGGCCACAGGCUGGAGUUGAGUGAUGGUGACCUCCUGACCUUUGGCCCUGAAGGGCCCCCAGGAACCAGUCCCUCGGAGUUCUACUUCAUGUUCCAGCAAGUCCGGGUCAAACCUCAGGACUUUGCUGCCAUUACCGUCCCCCGGUCUAAGGGAGAAGCUGGAGCCGGGGCUGGUUUCCGGCCCAUGCUGCCCUCCCAAGGGGCCCCACAGCGGCCCCUCAGCACCCUCUCCCCCGCCCCCAAAGCGACACUGAUCCUCAACUCCAUCGGCAGCCUCAGCAAGCUCCGGCCCCAGCCCCUCACCUUCUCCAGGAGCGGGCGUGGGCCACAAAGUCCACCUGUCCCCACCCCACCCGGGGACGCGGGGACCACCCCGUCUGCACCGCCCACCAGAAACAGGAGGAAGUCGGCUCACCGUGUGCUGGCAGAGCUGGAUGACGAGAUGGAGGGUCCCGGGAGCCCUCCGCUACCCCUCCUGGAACCCAGGAAGAAAUUCCGUGUAGAGAAAGCCCCACUGAUGCCCGGUGGAAACCGCCGUGGGCGGCCUCGGAAGCACCCUGCAAAUGCCCCCAGGGCUCCCCCUGCAGCCGCAGGUGGGGAGCCCUGUGCAGCUCCAUGCUGCUGCCUGCCCCAAGAGGAGACCCUGGCCUGGGUUCAGUGUGAUGGUUGUGACAUCUGGUUCCACGUGGCCUGUGUCGGCUGCAGCAUCCAGGCCGCCAGGGAGGCCGACUUCCGAUGCCCGCGGUGCCGUGUGGGCAUCCAGACCUGAGGCCCACCG
Molecule: messenger RNA, 1441 nt
Organism: Tupaia belangeri chinensis (Chinese tree shrew)
Lineage: Eukaryota; Metazoa; Chordata; Mammalia; Scandentia; Tupaiidae
Gene: TCF19
Product: transcription factor 19
Exons: 4
Coding region: 395-1432 (345 amino acids)
Biological process (GO): regulation of gene expression
Cellular component (GO): nucleus
Molecular function (GO): protein binding
Source: RefSeq, a predicted model, not a curated record